Hemicordylus capensis (graceful crag lizard) is the source of this 3743-nucleotide messenger RNA. RefSeq names its product heat shock factor binding protein 1 (gene HSBP1). The transcript has 4 exons. The record is from RefSeq and is a predicted model, not a curated record. Gene Ontology annotation, molecular function: transcription corepressor activity. NCBI's taxonomy places the organism in Eukaryota, Metazoa, Chordata, Lepidosauria, Squamata, Cordylidae. The coding region runs from base 319 to 567 and encodes 82 amino acids. Gene Ontology annotation, cellular component: cytosol; nucleus. Gene Ontology annotation, biological process: cellular heat acclimation.
UUCCACCUCCCCUCGCCGAAACUUAUUUGAUUUGGAGAUAUUUUUGCCCUGCUUUCCGACCCACACGGGACCACACAGAGACUUCCUAGGGAUUAAAUGUUAACACGCCUUUAAAAGUCCCCCGGAAAAAAAACUUCACUGUGGCGCCGGACUGCAGUUCCCGUGACGCCUCGCUCGCUCUCGCGAGAACUGCCAGGAAGUCGGCCAGGAAGGGAGGGGAGCUCGAGGCCCGGAAGAGCCGUGGAAGAGGACGGGCCUGCUUGCUUGCCCGACUGAGGGAGCGGAGCCGGCGAGCGUAAGGCCAAAGCGGGGACGGACAUGGCCGAGACGGACCCCAAGACCGUGCAAGACCUCACCGCUGUGGUGCAGACAUUGCUGCAGCAGAUGCAGGACAAGUUUCAAACGAUGUCUGACCAGAUCAUUGGCAGGAUCGACGACAUGAGCUGUCGCAUCGACGACCUGGAGAAGAACAUCGCCGAUCUCAUGACGCAAGCUGGAGUGGAGGAGCUGGAAGGCGAAAGCAAGGCCGCUGCUAACAAGACUUCCAGUGGGAGUGCCCGGGAAUGACGGCAGGACUGGUUGCUACCAACAGAACAAACUUGCCAAUAAUCAAAGAUGGGUGCUGGAAAGAAAAACCUUUUACAAGCCUACAGGGUGAAGACGACAGCAUUUUUUGUUCCCAGCUACUGUGUGUAAAAGCAUUUUUCUAUGGCUAUAGAAUUUGCAUUCUUAAUGUACCUUGUAUAGAUAGUUUUGGAUCAAUUUCUAUUCUGAUUUAUUGUGGGUUUCACACACUUUUUUGAAUUAUCACGUUCUAUAAACUUCAGUUACUAAAGCAGAGUUUGAUGACAUUCUACUAAAAAUACUAACGUUUGGGUGGAUUUUUGUGAAGUCACACUUUUUAAGAUUUCUGUUUAGUCGUUGCCUUUUGUAAAUCUAUUUACUUGGGUGGCUAAAACUAGUACUUUCUAUCAGCCUGAACCACAAAUUUGUCAUAGGUUUGUGAAGUACUUUUGUGGAGUUAAGCACGAGAAUGGAAAUGUUGUAUUCUAAAACCAGUCAUUCUACAUCGCUCUAUUAGUAAAGGAUGUAAAUCUAACAAGCAACCUGCUGUAGGGAUUCAGUUGCCAUGAGCCGUAACUCUUUUCCUGUGUUUUUUAUAUAAUCAGUCUCUGAACUUCAUUUCAGCUUGUGCUUUUGGACAGACAGUAUGUUAAGGUUAUAGUUCAAAAAACAUAUAGCCCUAGAAACAGGGUUUUGCUGUGUGAGCAAUUUCCCCGAAUAACAUUACAGCAACUGUCUGCUUGGAGUGACCAUCAUGACAAAAUCCAAAAACCACAUAACUGUAAUGCCUUUAUUAAAGUGUGCCGUCAAGUCGGUGUCAACUCCUGGUGACCACAGAGCCCUGUGGUUGUAAUGCCUUUAUUAGAGCCAAUCAAAAUGUUGCAUAAUGAGCAAGCUUUGGGAGUUCACAGGAACUCUUCUUCAGGUUGGAUGUUUGCUUACUGCUUUAGAGGGUCCUAAUAAAGGAAUUAUCGACCUAUAGUGUUGAGGGCUUUUUCCCCUAAUUUUACCAUGGGUAAAAAUAUUUCACGGAGGUUAUGAGAUAGCAGAGUGCCAUGGAUGAGUGUGGGUUGGCAUGUUAAGGUCUAGGUACUGGUUGCUGUACUGCUAGUGUACAUUUAAGUGUUGGCAGUUACAAACUUCUUCAAAGUGUCUAAAUAUUGUUUUUGUUUGGAUUUUCCUGUGGCCCUUAGCGCUAGCUUAUGAAGCAAACCCGUUCUCCUGCCCAGUUGAAUCUCGGCUGUUGGAAAGCAGGCCAGAGACAAGGAACCAGUACCUAGGUGCCACUUCAGUGCAUCUGUGGCCUCAGAGAGCCCUGCAAGUGAAGAAUCCAAUAUCAGACAGACUUGGUCCAGAGGUGGAAUGUUCCAGAGUAGCGUGCUACCUCUUGAAGUUCUCUCCCUUCCAAAUUGAACACCAGUAAUCAUUUCUGCGGGUGCCCAUGCAGAGAGUCUUCUAAGCAGUUCUCGGUGCCCUGCUGCUUGAUAAAAGGAUCUCGAGAUUUGGGUGCCAGGGCACCCCUGGCAAAAGAACAAGAGGAGAGUGGGAACUUCUACCUUGCUCUUUAAAAUGAGAUGGAGGGAACUAGUAGUGGGAUCAAGUAGCUGAUCUUCUUUCUCGGGCUGCCUUCUUCCCAAUUCUGGUUGCAGUGAUGAUGGGCUGGGGGAUGCAGCGACCCUCACAAAUCCACUGGAGAUCAGGGGGGGUCCUUUUGGUAGGGGGCCUAUACAGGGCUUGGUGAGGGAAGGAACACCCUUGCAACUUCACCCCCACCCCUCUUCAGGUGCCCCCCUGCCCUCCAUGGGGCUCCCACCCCACAGUUUGAGUGGUCAGGUGAAGGUCUGAGAAGCACUAAAGAGGGUGUGCUGUGGGUCGAGUUUGGAUCCUGGCAGGACACACAGUAAUGUGGGCUCUUAAAGGCCAAGCCACAUUUGCACAAGAUAUGUAGGACCUUGUUAACACUGUCUAAUAAAAUUGCUGAAUAUUAUUCUAUAAUAGGUCUGUAGACGGAGUUCAUGCUUUUGCCACAUGGUCACUUUACACGCAUACGCCCCUCUCCAGUUGUGCCAUUUGUGGAGCAGAUGGCAAUUACUCCGGGGUAGAUCAUGCCAUUGCCACUCUUGCUUAAGCCCUCAAGGCCACAUUGCGUAAGCUGUUUUGACACUGGUCAUACAACGACGAAUACAACGGAUAUUUAUAUUCCAUUUUUCAACAAAAUUCUUAAAGCGGUUUACAUAGAUAUAAAUCAAAUGGCUCCCCGGUCCCCAGAGUGCUCACAGUCUGAAAAAGAAACAUAAGAUCGACAAUAGCAACAGCCACUGGAGGGAUGUUGUGCUGGGGGUGGAGAGGGCCAGUUGCUCUCCCCCUGCUAAAUACAAGAGAAUCACCACUUUAAAAAGGUGUCUCUUUGCUCAGUUAGCAGGGGCCGAUUUACCUCGGAUGAAUUCCUCCUGUACAUUCUUCAUCCACCAUCCUUGAACCUUCCCAAAUGGAGCUCAAAAUGCCUUCUGUGGAGAGGGCCAUCCCAUGCUUGAGCUGUUAAAUAGCCAGGUCAUCAUGUGAGGAUUGAUCCUGCCAAUUAUCAAGUGUGCUGUCAAGUCAGUGUCGACUCCCGGCACCCACAGAGCCCUGUGGUUUUCUUUGGUAGACUACAGGAGGGGUUGACCAUUGCCUCCUCCUGUGCAAUAUGAGAUGAUGCCUUUCAGCAUCUUCUUAUAUUGCUGCUGCCCGAUAUAGUACCAGCGGGGAUUUGAACUGGCAACCUUCUGCUUGUUAGUCAAGCAUUUCCCUGCUGCACCACUUAAGGUGACCCCUGUAGUACCAUUGUUUUAUUCCCUUUGACUAGGAGCUGAGCAUUCAGAAAAGCAAAAAAGGAGGAAUUGUCAUCUGGGACUGUGAACUACAACAUAGUCAUGAAUUUUAUAACCUCCGUCUUGUCUGAAAGACACUUAGGCUGAUGUUUUGGAAAACAACUCUGUCUGUUCAGAUCACUCGUCCAACAGCACAUUAGGGUGAUGUGUAGACCGUUGUUUCUCAGCGUAGCAAUUGGUCCAGAAGAAGUUGUGUUAAGACAGCAGAGGGAGAUUGUAAAAUAUGAACUCUGUACCCAGCCAGUCUCGGACUUCCUGGUCCCAUUGUUAAAAUUGUUUAAUAAAGUUGCUGGAAUGAUUCUAAAACGG